Messenger RNA from Parastagonospora nodorum SN15, 978 nucleotides. RefSeq lists its product as hypothetical. The transcript is spliced from 2 exons. The record is from RefSeq and is a predicted model, not a curated record. Gene Ontology annotation, molecular function: hydrolase activity. The coding region runs from base 1 to 978 and encodes 325 amino acids. NCBI's taxonomy places the organism in Eukaryota, Fungi, Ascomycota, Dothideomycetes, Pleosporales, Phaeosphaeriaceae.
AUGUCUACUACCACGUCAAGACCAGAAGGCGAUCGCAUCAAGACGCGAUUUCUGAUCAUUUCAGACACGCAUUCGGCCGCGCCUGGACAGGUCACGAGAAAGACCGAUGUUGUCGCCAGCACACCCUUGCCGAAGGCAGACGUCCUUUUGCAUUGCGGUGAUCUGACCAUGGUCGGACAUUUGAGCGAGUACGAUAAGACUUUGAACAUGCUGGAAACCAUUGAUGCGGAUCUGAAACUGGUUAUUGCUGGUAAUCACGAUAUUUCCCUGGACGAGGUCUAUUAUCGCAGAAAGGGGCGCUACAUGCACCGCUCUGGUGGCUACAGCGAGGAUCUUCCUGAGAAGGCACGAGAAAUGUGGUUGGGCGAACGCGCGAAAUCCGCUGGUGUGACCUACUUGGAAGAAGGCACACACACUUUCACGCUCAAGAAUGGCGCCAAGCUACGAGUAGAGUUCUGCGACUGGGCCUUUCCAUACUUCCGCAACGAAGACCGAUACAACCCUUCUCACCAGUGUACGCCGAAUGCUGUACCCAUUGCCGAAAACCCGGUUCCCGACUUCCCAGCUAUCGAUGUUAUGAUGACUCAUGGCCCACCCCUGGACAUCAUGGAUGUGACGUACAAAGGCGACAAUGUUGGUUGUCAACAUCUACUCCGAGCUGCCAGACGAUGCAAGCCGCGGCUGCAUUGCUUCGGCCAUAUACACGAGGGCUGGGGUGCUCAAACAGUAACAUGGAGGGAGGGUGAAGAGCUGGAUGUGAAGAUCGAAGAGCACGUGGAGAAGACUGAGGUCAUUCAUGCCUACAUGGAAGACGUCCCAGCGAUUCGGCCAGUCGAGGUUGACAUUAGCUGGGAGGGUGGCACGCCGUUGAAGUACGGCAAGGAGACUUUGAUGGUCAACGCGAGUAUAAUGACUUUAGGGUAUAAGCCAUGGAACAGUCCAUGGCUGGUGGAUGUGGAUCUUGAGAAGGCAGAAUAA